AUGAGGCUCCUUACCGCGCUGCUGAGUGUUGUGGCGCUUGCCACUUACACGCAGGCUACUGCGGGCGUCAACGUUACGUACGGAAAUGGCGCUGAGACGCAUCAGCUUGGAGGCUCGGGCAAUUUGACGACGGACCAGGGCGUGCCGAUCGCGGAUGACGAAAACAGUCUGAGGAGUGGCUCGCGUGGCCCGUCGCUGCUGGAAGACUUUAUUCUUCGUGAAAAGAUCUUCCACUUUGACCACGAGAGGAUUCCCGAGCGCAUUGUACACGCCCGUGGCUCUGCGGCGCACGGCUACUUUGAGGCCACGGAAGAUAUUUCAUACCUUACGAAUGCCAGCGUCCUCAGGAAGGGCACCAAGACACCUGCCUUUGCUCGUCUCUCGACGGUUGUCGGUGGCGCGAGCUCUGUAGACACGCCUCGUGACGUUCGUGGCUUUGCCGUCAAGUUCUACACACAAGAAGGCAAUUGGGACCUGGUUGGUAUUAACUUCCCAGUCUUCUUCAUCCAGGAUGCAAUUAAGUUCCCUGACCUCAUUCAUUCGGUGAAGAUGGAGGCGGAUCGCGGCUACCCUGGUGCGGCUUCUGCUCACGACACCUUCUAUGACUUUGCCUCACUUAUGCCAGAAAGCACGCAUAUGCUUAUGUGGUUGCUGUCUGAUCGCGCUAUUCCGCGCUCGCUGCGCACAAUGGACGGCUUUGGUGUGCACACUUUCCAGUUUGUCAAUGCCACAGGCCAUGCACACUUUGUCCGCUUCCACUGGCGUGCGAAAUUGGGCGUUCAGUCCAACGUCUGGGACGAAGCCUCAAAGCUGCAGGGCGCAGACAAUGACUAUCACCGUCGCGAUCUCUAUGAAUCAAUUGAAAACGGCAUGUUCCCCGAAUGGGAACUGGGUGUGCAGGUGUUUGACCGCGAGUUUGCCGACAAGCAGUUCUAUGAUGUACUCGACCCUACCAAGCUCAUUCCUGAGGAGGAUGUGCCGCUGAAAAUCAUUGGUCGCCUUGUCCUGAACCGUAACCCCGACAACUUCUUUGCAGAGAAUGAGCAGUCGGCGUUUUGCCCAUCGCAUGUCGUGCCGGGUAUCGACUUUUCGGAUGACCCUUUGCUGCAAGGCCGUUUGUUCUCGUACCUGGACACGCAAAGGUCACGUUUCGGCUCCCCCAACUUCCAUCAACUGCCGAUCAAUGCUCCGAAGGUGCCUGUCAAUAACUUCCAGCGUGACGGUAUGAUGCAAAGUGUGGUGAACAAGGGCCGCGCCAGCUACCAGCCAAACAGCCUGAACCAGGCCAAGGAGCCCACCGGACCCCGUGCCUGUCCAUUUGGCUUUGGCUCGUCAAAGGCAGUUACUGGUCCUCGCGAGAUUGGCCCCAAGAUGCGCAUCCGCGACGAACGCUUCAAGGACCACUACAGCCAGGCCCGUCUCUUCUGGAAGUCACAGACAUCGAACGAACAGCAACACAUUGUCGAGGCCUUUACCUUUGAACUGAGCAAGGUGACCUUACCGUUUGUUCGUGAGCGUAUGGUAAGCAACCUGCGCAACGUGGACGAGGGACUCGCUCAGGGCGUGGCGCUGGGUCUUGGCAUGAAGUUGCCGCCCAAGUCGGACGCCAUGGCACCUAUUCAUGACAUGAAGCCUAGCAAGCAACUGUCGAUCCAGAAGAACUGGAAGAACACGCUGAUGGGUCGCAAUGUGGGUAUCCUAAUUACAAACGGCACUGAUGGCUCGGUGCUGGACAAACUGGUGUCAGAGAUUAAGAAGAACAAUGCCAGAGCUACGCUGAUUGCUCCUACAGUGGGUGGCAUCAGGUUGAAGGAUGGCUCGAUGCGCAACGCGGAUGUGCAGCUUGCUGGCUCGCCAUCGGUUCUUUAUGAUGCAGUGGCGCUUGUUCUUUCCUCGGAGGGUACCAAGUCCCUUAUGAAGCAGAGUGCUGCUGUGCAGUUUGUGAUGGAUGCUUUCAGCCACCUGAAGGCCAUUGGUGCAUCGAGCGCCGCUAAGCCGCUGCUGAACAAGGCUGGUGUGCAGCAGGAUGCUGGUGUCACAGACUUGAGCGACUCGUUCAUCCAAGCUGCGAAGAAGCGUUUCUGGGACCGUGAGAUGAAGGUCCGUCCCUCACCCUAG
Messenger RNA from Malassezia sympodialis ATCC 42132, 2118 nucleotides. RefSeq lists its product as uncharacterized. Gene Ontology annotation, biological process: response to oxidative stress; hydrogen peroxide catabolic process. Gene Ontology annotation, molecular function: catalase activity; heme binding. Gene Ontology annotation, cellular component: cytosol. Lineage: Eukaryota; Fungi; Basidiomycota; Malasseziomycetes; Malasseziales; Malasseziaceae. The record is from RefSeq and is a predicted model, not a curated record.